GACUGUGAAAAACCAGCGUUGUCUCGCGCAUUUGGUUACAGAGAAAAAGGGAAGGCGCAAACACUGCAACCAACUUCAGAAACUCUAGACCAAGAAUAUAUCGCAAUUAAAUCGGAAUCGAACUAUUUUUAAGACAUGGGCAACAGAGAUGAUGAAUACGAUUUCUUGUUCAAAGUGGUGCUGAUCGGAGACUCUGGUGUGGGGAAGAGUAACCUGCUGUCCCGUUUCACACGGAAUGAGUUCAACCUGGAGAGCAAAAGCACCAUCGGUGUGGAGUUUGCCACCCGCAGCAUUCAGGUAGACAGCAAGACGAUAAAGGCCCAGAUCUGGGAUACAGCUGGACAGGAGCGCUACAGAGCCAUCACCUCAGCGUACUACAGGGGGGCAGUGGGGGCUCUCCUAGUGUAUGACAUCGCCAAGCAUCUGACCUAUGAAAAUGUGGAGCGCUGGCUGAAGGAGCUCAGGGAUCAUGCUGAUAACAACAUCGUCAUCAUGCUGGUGGGCAACAAGAGUGACCUGCGCCACCUCAGGGCAGUUCCCACAGACGAGGCUCGUGCCUUUGCAGAGAAGAAUACGUUAUCAUUUAUUGAAACAUCAGCUUUGGACUCCACUAAUGUGGAAGAGGCGUUCAAGAACAUCCUCACGGAAAUCUACAGAAUCGUAUCACAAAAGCAGAUAGCUGACAGAUCAGCACAUGACGAGUCUCCAGGCAACAAUGUAGUGGACAUCAGUGUCCCCCCCACCACCGACAUCAUUGCACCCGCGAUAGAAGAGCACACGUUUUUUUGACCAUGCUGUGCGACGCUCCUCAGCUACUGCAGAUUCCAUCCUUAAUGAAUAAUUGAAUAUAAAUUACAAAUGAUCCACAUCAAUAUGUUAAAAACAGUGGCAAAAUUAACGAGAUUAAAACAUUAAACAAAAACAAAGUCUACAAAUCUGGUAUGUUGCGCCUUCUACAUACGAGCAUGACAAUACCCAGGAAUCUUUGUUGAGUCUUCAAAUCAAAAACAAAAUCUGAGGAGCAAUAUCCAACAUUUUACAAUAUCAGUAAUGCUUUUAAAUCCCUUUCAAAGUCAGUGUUAUAAGACUAUAUAAACAACCAACCUGUAUUUAUUUCCAUGAUAGUUUUGUGAAAGUGUCAUUUGAUAUAUAAAACAAGAAUCAAUGCUUCUUUGGAGAGAAGGACCCGUUUGAGUUAGCGGUUAGAACACUGGAGUAAUGAGGCAAGUACGUCUCUGAGCUGCCUUCAAAGGGAGCAGUGUUGCAUAUUGUAGGCAACUCAGACUCACAUAGCAAAAGAAAACAUCAUAUCAUGGCCCUCUCAGACUGCACAAGUGAGCAAACUGCUAUGAUCCUUCAUAUGCACUAGCUUCUACAUUAUAUUUCUGAUUUCAUUACAUAUCUUUAAGGUUAUACAGUGAGGGGAAAAAGUAUUUGAUCCCCUGCUGAUUUUUUACAUUUGCCCACUGACAAAGAAAU
Messenger RNA from Coregonus clupeaformis (lake whitefish), 1479 nucleotides. RefSeq names its product ras-related protein Rab-11B-like. Gene Ontology annotation, molecular function: GTP binding; GTPase activity. The record is from RefSeq and is a predicted model, not a curated record. Lineage: Eukaryota; Metazoa; Chordata; Actinopteri; Salmoniformes; Salmonidae. Gene Ontology annotation, cellular component: recycling endosome. Gene Ontology annotation, biological process: constitutive secretory pathway; regulated exocytosis. Bases 136 to 789 code for a protein of 217 amino acids. The transcript is spliced from 6 exons.